Ornithorhynchus anatinus (platypus) is the source of this 3052-nucleotide messenger RNA. Its product is annotated as interleukin enhancer-binding factor 3-like. The record is from RefSeq and is a predicted model, not a curated record. The transcript has 20 exons. Gene Ontology annotation, cellular component: precatalytic spliceosome. NCBI's taxonomy places the organism in Eukaryota, Metazoa, Chordata, Mammalia, Monotremata, Ornithorhynchidae. Bases 276 to 2930 code for a protein of 884 amino acids. Gene Ontology annotation, molecular function: double-stranded RNA binding; single-stranded RNA binding.
GUCAUGCAUGCGCCGCUCAGUAGGUUUGUCUUCCUUUCGUUACUGCUGCAGGACCUAGCUACCUGAGAGAGUUGUAGGGUUGCUGUCACCAGUACUCUCUCACUGGAGGAAGACGUAGCAGCUGUAGUAGUUGCUGAUCCAGAAGUCGAGGAGACGCCAACGAGCUAGAAACUCCAGUAUUUGUUAACCAACCUUGAGGAAGAUUGUAGAGUGCCGAAUUUUGAAAACUUGAAGGUGAAAUUCUUAGACACUACAAAAGGAUCCAAGGAAUCAAAAUGCGGCCAAUGCGUAUUUUUGUGAAUGAUGAUCGUCAUGUCAUGGCCAAGCACUCCACCAUUUACCCAACCCAGGAAGAACUGGAGGCUGUGCAAAACAUGGUGUCCCACAGUGAGCGAGCUCUCAAGGCCGUGUCUGACUGGAUCAAUGAGCAGGAGAAAGUCGGAGGAGAGCAACCUGAACCGGAAGCAAUGAAUUUGGCCCUUGAGGAUGGAAACAAGGAGGGAGUGGAGCAGAAGACAGAACACUUGACCAGGACCCUCCGGGGAGUAAUGAGAAUUGGUCUUGUAGCCAAGGGACUAUUGUUGAAGGGAGAAUUGGAUUUGGAGUUAGUCCUGUUAUGUAAGGAGAAACCCACAACCUCUCUGUUAGAAAAAGUGGCUAACAACUUGGAAGUACAACUUGCUUUGAUUACUGAGGAUAAAUAUGAAAUUAUCAGAUCUAUUGAAGAAGCUGCAAUUGUAAUAAAAAAUCCCAAAGAAACUCAGCUUUUCUUGAUCAUCCAUUUGACUUCACCUGUGGUCCGAGAGGAAAUGGAAAAGCUGACCACAGGAGAAAUACCAUCAGUUACCGAUCCCCCAGAUGUUCUGGAUAAGGAGAAGUGCCUUGCUACCUUGGCAUCUCUUCGACAUGCCAAGUGGUUCCAGGCCAGAGCAAAUGGACUAAAGUCUUGUGUCAUAGUCAUCCGGGUACUAAGAGACUUGUGCAGUCGAGUUCCCACUUGGGCCCCACUUCGAGGAUGGCCUCUGGAACUUCUCUGUGAAAAAUCAAUUGGAACAGCAAAUAGACCCAUGGGUGUUGGAGAGGCCCUUCGGAGAGUGCUUGAGUGCCUGGCAUCAGGCAUUAUCAUGCCAGAUGGUUCUGGCAUUUAUGACCCUUGUGAAAAAGAAGCCAUUGAUGCUAUUGGGCAUCUAGACAGACAGCAAAGGGAAGAUAUCACACAGAGUGCUCAGCAUGCCCUGCGGCUUGCUGCUUUUGGUCAGCUUUACAAAGUCUUGGGCAUUGACCCCCUGCCUUUGAAGGUGCCUAAGAAGCCAAAGAAUGAAAGCCUUGUGGAUUACACAGUCCAGAUUCCCCCUAGCACCACCUAUACCAACACUCCACUGAAACGUCCCGUGGAGGAGGACGGGGAAGACAAGUCACCCAUCAAGAAGAAGAAAAGGAUUCUGAAGAAAGAGGAGAAAACAGAGCCUCCUCAGGUGAUGAAUGCGCUGAUGAAAUUGAAUCAACUCAAACCAGGACUUCAGUAUAAACUAGUUUCCCAGACUGGCCCUGUCCAUGCCCCUAUCUUCACCAUGUCUCUGGAAGUUGAUGGCAACAUAUUUGAGGCUUCUGGACCCUCCAAAAAGACUGCCAAACUUCAUGUAGCUAUCAAGGUGUUGCAGGACAUGGGUCUGGUCACAGGUGUGGAAGGCAAAUUGUCAAGCAAAAGUGAAGAUUCAUCUGAGAAAACAGAGCAUAACUGUGUUGUAAUUCUUCCUUCCUCUGAGGAAGAGAUGGCCAUUUCCUCUACCAAAUUCCCUUUGGACAAUCACGCCUUUGAGAAUGUGAAAUCGCAGGGUCCAAUUGUGACGAAGCAUGGCAAGAAUCCAGUAAUGGAGCUUAAUGAAAAGAGACGUGGACUCAAGUAUGAGUUGAUCUCAGAGACAGGCGGCAGCCACGAUAAGCGCUUCAUCAUGGAGGUUGAAGUGGACACCCAGAAAUUUCAAGGUGCUGGCUCAAACAAAAAGGUGGCCAAAGCCCAUGCAGCUCUUGCUGCUCUGGAGAAACUCUUCCCAUAUAUUCCUCUGGCCAUUGAGCCCAGCAAAAAGAAACGGGAAUACAUUCCUAUCCGGGGUGGAGCCAGGUUUGCUUCCAAGCAACAUAAUCCUGGUUAUGGAAUUGGUAACCUAUUCCACGAGCUCCCUCCAUUCCACAGUAUCCGAAGCCGGGGAAGAGGUGGAAGCAUCUGCAGUCGAGGCCGAGGCCGAGGUGGACAUAGAGAUGGCAGUUAUGGAGGCCAUGUGAUCACUGGAGCUGGGUAUAGGACCUGUAGCUAUGGUGAUAGUUCAGCUACCACAGGUCAGUUCUACAGCAAAGGUGGACAUUCCGCUGGGAAUGGAGGCAACAAUUUUGGCUAUGAUUCUUAUUACCAGGGCAGGAGCUAUGCCUCUCUCCCACCCCAGAAGCACAACAACAAGAAACUGCUGCUUAGUGGGCAGCAGAAAACAUAUGGCUCUGGGUAUCCAACCCACCAGGGUCAACAGCAGCAGCUAUUUCCACUUCCCUUCUGCAACAAGAACCAAUAUGGCAACUUCAGUCCUGUGCAAUGCAAAGAGAAAGAAGGCUAUGGCCGUGGCCCGGGCAGUAGUGAUUACUCUUACUCCAGUCUCUACAACACUGCUGGUGGAGGUGGGGGUCUGUCAGAAGCUGACUUUGAGAGAAAAUUCAAUUAUAGCAUUGGAAGUGGGCGUGACAGGCACAACUUCAGCUCGGGAGGAUCAUCCUGCAGCUAUGGUGAAAGUUCCUACCAAGGAAAACAAGGAGGCUAUUCUCAAUCCACCUACAAUUCUUCAGGGUCCAUGGAGAAGUACAAUGGACCCACAAGCUCUUACCAGUCGUCACAACGUGGUUAUGGCCGAAGUGAUCACAGCAUGAAUUAUCAAUAUAGAUAAACACCCUAUUCCUACAGUCUACUGCCUAUGUUAAAUGUGACAUUUUGUUACUUUCCCCAGUUGUUACCCUUUGUUUGAAUACCAUUUUACUCCAUUAAAUUGUUGAAUUUCCUCCAUUAACA